Messenger RNA from Esox lucius (northern pike), 985 nucleotides. RefSeq names its product SLAM family member 7-like. The transcript is spliced from 5 exons. Bases 142 to 840 code for a protein of 232 amino acids. The record is from RefSeq and is a predicted model, not a curated record. NCBI's taxonomy places the organism in Eukaryota, Metazoa, Chordata, Actinopteri, Esociformes, Esocidae.
UUGGCUAUAGACUUGAUCCAACUUUGCAUCUGUUUUAUUCUAGUUGUACUGGGGGACGCACAAACUGAUGUAAAGACAGUGAGAGGAAUAGAGGGACAGACUGUAACUCUAAACACAGGAUUAACUGGACUACAGAAGCAUAUGAUUUAUUGGACUUAUGAUCCCGCUGGAUCAGAAACAAUAAUUGCUACCCUGAAUGUUAGAAGAAAUAGACCUGAAUACAAUGAGAGACUGCACCUGGAUGCCCAGUCUGGAUCACUGACAAUCAAAAGUCUUACAACCAACGACCAUGGACUAUAUGAGAUGGAAGUAAUUAGGUUACAGCCCUUGACCCAGACUUUCCAUCUAAUAAUCUAUGCUCCAGUAUCUGUCCCUAAUAUCAGAUGCAUCACACAGAGUCGCUCAGUGGACAGACUAUUAACAAAAGAGAGUUUUUCACUGGUGUGCUCUGUGAAAAAUGGGAGAGAUGUGAUCCUGUCUUGGUACAGAGGAGAGGAUAUAAUCAACCAGACCAGCAGCCGUGAUCCCAACAUAACCCUGUAUUUACCCCUUGAGGUAAAAGAGGGGAACGAGACCUACCGCUGUGUUGCUAACAAUCCUGUCAGUAAGCAGACAACCAAACUCCGCAUUGAGGACCACUGUCAGCAACAUACAGGUUAUAUACACAGUUACUUCCUGUCUGGAGUCCUGAUAGUAGUUGCCUUCAUGACAGUCAUUGGGCUACUAGUUUGGAUAUACUGGAAAGAGAGUACAUUAAAACAUCAAGAGUCUACUGGUGUAAUCUAUGCAGAUGUCCUACCAGCACAGAAAAUGUCUACAUCACGAUCGGGAGGAAAUUAAACUGUGGAUCCCUCAGUUCACUCAGUUCAGUAUGAAGAAACAAUCUACUCAGAUCUACGUGUUUGUUUACACAAUGAUAAUUAUAGCCACAGUUUAUUUAUAAAAAUAAUUUUUAGUUCCUUAACAUUUCAUUUUGUACAGUUGA